Molecule: messenger RNA, 1044 nt
Organism: Striga asiatica
Lineage: Eukaryota; Viridiplantae; Streptophyta; Magnoliopsida; Lamiales; Orobanchaceae
Source: the annotation of a GenBank genome assembly
AUGGGACGGCUGAGAUUGAUUAGAGCAGAUAUCCCCCGAUUCCAUCACCCCUCCGGAAAAAUAGUGGCGGGAUUAGAGCAGUUAUCUCUUUAUGACGGGAUGAAGAAUCUACUACUUCUUGCCUCGAGUGAUGCGGAGUUAUCCGUUCGUUACCAUAAACUUUCAAACAAAAAACCUAAGGAACUCCACUUUCCCAAUACUGUACGCUCUCGCCAUUUUUUCCCUAGUUUUAGCUGCAACGCCUUUUUCUUGGCGCAUUCAUCUGAAUACGCUGUUCUGUGGAAUCCAACAACAGACAAGCUCAAGUUUCUUCCUGAAUCCUCACUCCAUCGCCCUCCUCGGACAAGAAGCACUUCCUUUUCUUAUGGUUUUGGGUUCGAUCAUCACCACUACGACUACAAGGUUAUUAGAUUUGUCAAGUGUAUGUGUAUUGACGAUAAUACUGAAAAUAAUAUUCUAGUUGAGCUGUACUCACUUAAAAGUGAUUCCUGGAAAGAAGUCAUGUAUCCCCAUUUCCCUACGGCUCCGGGAAAUCAUGAAUUUCUCUAUACUGCUCCGGGAAAUAAAGGGGUUCACAUAAAUGGCAUCUUUUAUUGGCUUUCCGAGGAUGGAUUUAUCCUGUCCUUUGACUUCACUACUGAGGAGUUCCCUUCCACACCUCUUAUUCCCCUGCCCCAAACUUAUCUUCUUAAUUGCUGCAAUAAUAACGUCCUUCUUGCCGAGUUUAAUGGGCAGCUCGCCGCUAUUGUCCACAGUCGUUUGGAUUUGAGUUUCGAUUCUUUCUUUUUUCAUAUUUGGGUAUGGAAUCAAGAAUCUUCUUCAUGGUCUAGAGUGCUGUCGAAGGUCCCUUGUGUCAGUUGCGUUUCGUAUUGUAAAGUGUUGGGCUUCUUCAACAAUGUCGAACUAUAUCUUCAAUCCACGGAUGGUGAAGUGGUGUGUGUGGAUUGUGCAACAGGGAAGAUCAAGUUACUUGGUCCCUUUGUUGAUACAUGGAGAGCUUACCUUUUUCCUUAUGUCGAGAGUAGGCAGCCAAUCCAAGUGUAA